Molecule: messenger RNA, 8809 nt
Organism: Betta splendens (Siamese fighting fish)
Lineage: Eukaryota; Metazoa; Chordata; Actinopteri; Anabantiformes; Osphronemidae
Gene: wizb
Product: WIZ zinc finger b
Exons: 16
Coding region: 1156-6930 (1924 amino acids)
Biological process (GO): regulation of transcription by RNA polymerase II
Cellular component (GO): nucleus
Molecular function (GO): DNA-binding transcription factor activity, RNA polymerase II-specific; RNA polymerase II cis-regulatory region sequence-specific DNA binding
Source: RefSeq, a predicted model, not a curated record
UAUCACAGAGGACAUGUCCCUGAUCUCCUGCUGUAGAUCCCCUCUGCCACCGCAUGAAGGUCACCAAACAACCCAAUGUCACCAGAAGAGAGGGGUUCCUGCUCCCUCCGUGUGUCCGGAGCAGGGCUGUCAAACUGAUGCCCUUCAGGCACGCGCUCCCUGCCCCAGAUGAACAUGCAAACAACUGAGCAAGGCGAUCUGGACCCCUGCGUACGGGCUGACGUGCGAAGCUUCUGUUACUGAUUUUCAGCCUUUUCAGCCAGAUGAUGAACUACGGAGCCGCUCACUGACACAGGCUCCAACAGCUGUCCACGUCUCACCUGGUCGCAGUCCUAAACGCGCCACGUGAUAAUGAGCCGUGAGAUUUCCACACAGAAAACAGCGACAUCAAACGCAUCAGAGCCGCGAGCUUCACGGAACCACUCCGUGAAGCAUUUGGCCGUUAAAGCCUCAAACGACGCUCCGACAAAAGUUAGCGAACUUGUCUCCGGUGCUUCACUCGCAGCCCUCCCCGUCGCCCUCCCCGCCGACGCUACGCACGCCGCCGCGGCGCGUCUGCGAGCCACGUAACAUGGAGUCCUGCGCCUGGCGCCUGCGAACAGCUGAGCGGCCGUGAGGACGACAAAGCGGCAAGUCCGUGCACGGCGGCGGUGCGCGCGUGUUCCGAGCAUCGUCUCUGGCGCAAAGCGUCAUCUGCGACCCGCAGCCAUGACGAGCGGCGCGUAGGCAGCAAAGCAGGCCGAUCCGGUGAGUAUUCCGGCCGAAGCCGCCGUUUGUGGGCGUUCGGCCGCUAAAAGCCGCGGUGCACGGCUGCGUCGCUGUUGUGGUCACCUGACAGCGGCGGCUCGAUGCGCAGCGCGGCCCCGAAGCGGCGGAGACCGAGCCGUGGGACGCCGCGCGUGACCGGGCAUUUUCCUGCUCCGGAGGUGCGGCGGGACGACGGGCCCGGACCGACGCUGCGUCUCGUUCUGGGGAAAUGGGUCAGACCUGCGAGACCAGUCGGCGCCGGGCACGUGCGCGUGUUUAUUCCAGGCUGAUUAGGCGUCAGAAGUGUUCGGCAUCUCUGAUCAACUUACUCUGUUCCCAGAGGAGGAGCGGCUGCACCAUGUAGGCCGCCUGCCCACCCGUGGGAUCCAUACUGCUCUCUGGGGGUCCAUGGAGCCAGAAGGGCGAGCCCGGACCCCAGGGACCAGCUAUGGGCCCCCAGCCCUGACCUCAGCCCGAGGCUUCCUCAGCUGCACCUCCAAGUCCUCACGCUCUCCAGCUGUGAGCGGCGGUCAGAUGUCUGCCAGACGUUCGCGGCGCCGCUCCCGAGACGAGGGCUCUGAUCCGACCGAAGGCGUGGACCCGGAGCGGAGGUUCAGGUCCUCGGCGUUUCCCUGGUCCCUGAGCUGGGACUCGGACUCGGAGAAGGAAGCCCUGGAUGAGGAGGAGCUGCAGCACUUCUCUAACCCUCACGGUCUGGCUGCUCACAGCCCAGGAUCUCCUUCUUCUGGACUCAGAUUUGAUCGCGGCGACGAGCACGAAGCUGAACAUCUGCACUCACAGAGUCCGACUCACGGGCGCCGCAGCAGCGCCAGCGCCAGGACAGGGGGACCCGACGGGGCCCGGCCCGGCCCGGCCCGGCGCUUGUCGGACGGUGACGUCUGGAGCGUUUGUGAGGAACCAGAGGAGGAGACGGGCCUCGAGGCCAAGGAGAGAGACGUGUACAGCUUCCCUGGGGACUCGGACCCCGAGAGCCCGCCUCCCGCCCCCUGGGCUCACUGCACAUUCGUUCAGCGCUGCAAGAAGAAGCGGGUUCUGCUCAGGCCGUUCUCUGGACUCGGCAGCGCCAAGCGCUCGGCGCCUGAGGCCGGCUGGCGCCGGGGAGAGGGGCCUCUAAAGUCCAAACGGGCCGAGGCAGCGCAGUCCAGCCGAGCCGGAGGCGAAUAUGAUUUCGAGGAAGCAGUCUUUGAAGAGGGAGCGAUGGAAGAGCCGGGAAAGUUCCCACACAGAGCAGGGAACGAGGCCCGGGCCGGGCCGGUCCAGAUCUUCACCUGUGUGGAAUGUAGCAUUUACUUCAGGAAGCAGGCCCACCUGCAGGAGCACAUGGUGGAGCACAGCAGGCGUCUGGGGAAGGCCGGCCGGUUCCGCUGCGCCGAGUGCGGAUGGAGCCUGCCGAGUCGCCCGGCGCUGACGGGUCAUCACAAGCGACACCAGGAGUCCCGUCGGAAGAUUCUGGAGGAGAUCGAGAAGCUGAAUGAAAGCGGGAAGCAGCCGCUGACGGGCCUGGACCCCGAAACAGGCUCUGUUCCGACUCCCAGCAAAGUGUACUCGGAACCAGCGCCAACUCCAGAACCCGGCUCAGCAGUUACCGUCCCAGACAAAAGUCCUCCACACCCGGUCCGACCUCCAGCUCAGACCCGAAGCGUCUCUGCCCAUCGCCGUCGCUUUAUCUGCAGCAAGUGUAACUUCAGCACCAGAACCCCCCAGGCUCUGGCAAACCACUCCAAGACCCACAACAGGAAAGGAGCUGCCCUCCAGGCGGCGCUGGCCCGCGGCCACUGUGCCUUCCUGACGUCCAGUCAGACCCGACUCACGGAGCAGCACACUCUGGUUCACCCAGGGGAGGUCAGCAGCAGCGUGGAGGAGCCUGGGUCCAAUGACCCGGCCACGGGUUCUGACCCAGCCCAAGGCAAACGCCAGCAAAGAGCUGCUGCCUCUGAGGGCAGCACAAUGGCGGAACCAGCCCUGGCUCGGCUCACCGGUCGACUCGCGGGUCGCAGGGUUUUUAACAGCAGGAGAGGAAGGACUUUAAUCCGAGAGGUUGAGCCGAGACCGCACGGUCACGGGCCGCACAGUAGCGAAGAAGACGGGCCGGACGAAGGUCGGGACACUGAGCCGACCCAACAAGGGUCCAACUCGCCCGGAGCACCGACACCCGACGUCGGAGCGUUGGCCAGGACAGGUGACGGUUCAGCCGCCGCGUCGCUGCCUGCGAAGACCAACACGAGGGCCGAGGGGCCCGGGCCCGGGCCCGGACCCGGACCCGGACCCUGUGCUGGGCCGGCGCCUGGGGAUGGGCCCGGACCCUGGCCUGGACCUGGGGACGGACCCGGAUUGGGGUCUGGACCCGAACCUGAACCUGGACUUGGUCCGGAGCCGGGUCUGGAGCCGGAGCCAGGGACCGAUGCAAAGGUUCGGUUCUUGAGGAGGAGCAGCCGCGUCGCUGCCGCUGCUGCAGACAGCGACGGCGAGGACGACAGCGACGGCGAGGACCACGGCGAGGAGCGACAGCGCUUCCUGUCGGGAGGCGUCUCGGGCGACGACGACGAGGCCGAUGAGGCGCUGAGGUGCGUGGAGAGGAAGUGCCCGUACUGCCCCGAGCGCUUCCAUAACGGCAUCGGACUGGCCAAUCACGUGAGGGGACACCUGAACCGAGUGGGCGUCAGCUACAACGUGCGUCACUUCAUUUCGCCGGAGGAGGUCAACGCCAUCGAGAAGAAGUUCUCGUACCAGAAGAAGAAGAAAAAAGUUGCCAACUUUGACCCAGACACGUUCAGCGUGAUGCACUGCGAGUUCUGCAGCGCCGGGUUCGACACCCGGGCCGGGCUCUCCAGCCACGCCCGGGCCCACCUCCGGGACUUUGGCAUCACGAACUGGGACGUGACCGUGUCACCGAUCCACAUCCUGAGGGAGCUGUUCUCCAGCAGGCCCGACCUCGUCCUCCCCACCGCUCCCCCCCGGAGCCUGGCCUCCCCACAGCAGGAGGGCGAGGAGCUGGAGGAGGAGCAGGGGGGGGAGGGGGACACGAGUGAGAGGACGGUGAGCUCAGCGUCUCCUCCGUUGUGGAAGCAGAGCGGAGGCGAGGAGGAGGAAGCGGCUGAGGAAGAUGACGAUGAGGAGCGGCAGCUUCCAGCUCUGGACGCUCUGAGCACAGCGGACUCGGACGCCCCGUCUCCCAGGGAGGAUGCAGACGCCAAGGUCCAUGACCUGAGGUGCGAGGUGUGUGGAGCCCGGUUUGAGACGCGCCGCGGCCUGUCCAGCCACGCCCGCUCCCACCUGCGCCAGCUGGGCAUCGGCGUGUCGGAGAGCAGCGGGGCUCCCAUCGACCUCCUCUACCGACUCGCCAGGGAGCGCCACGCGGACCCGGAAGCCGCCGCGGCGCCUCGGGGGCCCGGGGGCGCGGACGACAUGGACUUGGAGCAGAAGCCCAACCCGUUCUCCAUCCUGGCGACGCCGGCGGCGCCCGCGGCUUCUCCCGCCGCCUCCCCGGGCCCGCCGCGCUCAGCCCCCCCCUCGCCGGUGGUGAGGAAAGCCCCCAUCUCCUCGCUGCUGCCCGCCUCCUCCGCCUUGCACAAGGCCGGGGCGCUGAAGGCCUUGAGCUCCAGCCUCUCGGCGCCGGCGCCCGUGGCGGCAGCCAAACCUCUGUGGGCGCCGCAGGAGAGCGACGCGCCGCUCAACCUCGCUCUGGACGUGGACCCCAACAAGGACAUCGUGUGUCAGCUGUGCGGAGCCUGGUUUGAGACCAGGAAAGGCCUGUCGAGCCACGCCAGGGCGCACCUGCGCCACUUUGGGGUGGAGUACUCCGAGUCCAAGGGCUCCCCCAUCGACCUCCUGAACCAGCUCAUCCAGAGCGAGGACUUCAAGCACAAAGCCGGCGCCCUGCAGCUCGACGCCCCCGCCUCCCUCCACCACAAGGGGGCGGCGGACGGGGGCGGGGCCACAUCCACAGCUCCCUCGGCCUCCGGGCCGCCCGCCAAGCGGCCCAAGUCCUCGUCCAUGCAGCUCUUCCGCCUGAGCAGUGGGGAGCUCAUGGCGCUUCCACACAGUGAACCGCCAAAGGAAAUCGGCUGCGAGUUCUGCGGCGAGUACUUCGAGAACCGUAAAGGCCUGUCCAGCCACGCGCGCUCCCACCUGCGUCAGAUGGGCAUCACCGAGUGGUCGGUCAACGGCUCGCCCAUCGACACCCUGAGGGACCUCAUCGCCCGGCGAGGCCUGCCCUGCGCGCUUCCUCUGAAAGCCUCCUCUCCGGGGCCUCCUCGUUCUCCUCUGUCCACCGCCUCCUCUCCCCUCGGCCGUCACCCCUUCACCUUCGCCCGCCCCUCCAGCCCGACUCCGCCGCCGCUGCUCCUGAAGAUGAAGCCGGAGCCGGAGCAGCUGGAGGUCAGCAGCCAGGGAGCGGAGGGGAGGAGCCAGAGCUUCUCCAGCUGGAGGAGCUCGGACGGCGGGUUCCCCCUCAACCUGGCCCUGGCUCAUGACGCGGAGCCCACGAGGGACAUCCGCUGCGAGUUCUGCGGCGAGUACUUCGAGAACCGUAAAGGCCUGUCCAGCCACGCGCGCUCCCACCUGCGUCAGAUGGGCAUCACCGAGUGGUCGGUCAACGGCUCGCCCAUCGACACCCUGAGGGAGGUGAUGCACAAGAGAGGCCUGGGCGCGUCCUCCUCGGAGCGCGGCGUGAAGAAGGAGUCGGGCCAGGGGCCGGGCGGUCCUCCGUGGGACAGCGUGGCCGGCGCCGGCGCCGGCGCCGGCGCCCCCGAGGCCUCGGCCGCGUCAGGACACCCGGCGGCAAAGCUCCGAAAGUCCCCUCUGAGCGUGCUGCAGACGGGCCCCCGGCCGCACAAGCACGGCCCGGCCGCGGGCCCGUCGGCAGGGAAGCUCUUCAGAGUGUCUCCGCUGGGGAAAAGGCCUCUGUCAGAGGGGGAGACGCCCCACUCCCCCCCCCUUCAGCCCAAAACCUUCCCUCCUCUGCCUCAUGACUUCUCCUUCAAGACGAAAGCGUCCCCAGACAAGCACGGACACCAGGAUCCCAGCUGUGAGCUGUGCGGCUUCUACUUUGAGAACCGGAAGGCCUUGGCCAGCCACGCGCGCGCCCACCUCCGGCAGUUUGGCGUCACCGAGUGGUGUGUGAACGGCUCCCCCAUCGAGACGCUCAGCGCGUGGAUGCGCAGCCGCCCCCAGAAGGUGCUGGAGAUGCACCGCAGCUACAUGCAGGGCAGCCGCUCCGCCCUCAAGAAGAAAGCCCCGUGCUCCCCGUCCUCCUCCCAGUGGUCCUCCUCGCUGGCUGUGAGCCUGGUGCGGCCGCUGAGCGAGGCCGCUCACGGCUCCUCCAAGGACGGCGACGCCGGCGCCAACCGGGCGGCGCCGACCAGGCCCGGCCUGCAGCUGCAGGCGCAGGUGGCGCGCAGCGAGCUCAACGUGCGUCUGCCCAGAGGAUUUGAACGUCGGCCCUUGAAGCAUCCGUCGUGUCCCGACGGGGCAGAGCGAGACCCCCCGAAGCCGCCGCGCACCGGCACCAUCCCCGCCCUGGUGCCCAAACCACCCACCUACCCACUGGUCAAACUGGUGGGAAAGUUCUACACCCUAAAGUGCCGAUUCUGCGAGGUGGAGUUUCACGGCCCGCUGUCGGUGCAGGAGGACUGGAUCAGGCACCUCCAGCAGCACAUCCUCAAGAUGAACUACAACAAACCCUCCGCUCCCAAAAGCACCUCCACCGAGGCUCCGGACCGGGCCCCGGCCCUGACCCCGGACCGCAGCCCCACCCCGACCGGCACCGCCGCCCCCAGCCGGCGCUGCCUUACGCCUCUGGCCAUUGUUGCUGCCCCCGACGUAGUGAAGGCGUCAGAAGAGCAGCCGCUGACGCCCACGCCGCUGACGCCCACGCCGCUGACGCCCACGCCGCUGACGCCCACGCCGCUGACGCCCACGCCGCUGACGCCCACGCCGCUGACGCCCACGCCGCUGACGCCCACGCCGCUGACGCUGACGCCCACGCCGCUGCCGCUGACGCCCACGCCGCUGCCGCUGACGCCCACGCCGCUGACACCCACGCCGCUCACGCCCACGCCGCUCACGCCCACGCCGCUCACGCCCACGCCGCUCACGCCCACGCCGCUCACGCCCACGCCGCUCACGCCCACGCCGCUGACCCCCCCCACCCAGUCAUCAUAAAGCUGGAGUUCAUCGUCCACCUUUUGGCGCUUGAUUCCUCGUCUCUCUCUGUCCUUUGGCUUUACGAAGUGUUGUUGAAGAGACUGUUUCCCUCUAAAGAGCGCUCGUAGCCCCACCACCUCUGAAGCCGCUCUCUCCUCCUGUUUCCAUGGGAACCAAGCUCUCAGGUUUGUCUGGGUGGCUGUGGGGACCAGCGGAGGUUGAGAGGUGUUUUGCGUUUGCCUUGUUUUGCUGAAUGUCCAGGCUGAGGAUCCUCACCGGGCUCCAGCUCGUUACUGAUGCCUUCUCACGAAGGUCCUGACUGAGAUUAAAUGACGUUUCUAUUCAUGCCAGUCUUUGAAGACUUUAAACAUGUAGUGACACUUAGUGUUAUACAGGCACUUUGAACUCAGCACUUAUUGGAACAACCGUUUGCAGCUAAUUCGGACUCGUCCACCUUUUGCACACUUGGUAAUUAUUUCAAUUGAAAUGAAUAUUUUCCCCUUUUGAUUUGUAUUAAUGAAUCAGCAGUUUUAUAUUUUGGCUAAAUCAAAGCAGAAUCUUGAUUUCGUCCAACACACAGUAUGAAUAAAAGAGAUUGUGUGCAAACGGGGACGAGUCUGUUUCCUGCAGGAAAAGAUUGAACGUUAACAAAGUGUGAUUCUGGUUGGAGCAAGUGGAAGCACACCCUUAAAGGGACCCCCCCCCCCAAUCUCUUCCCAGAUUUACAUUUAGUUUGAAUGUAUCUUAAAGCACCUGUGAGGACAUGAAAUGUACACAAUUGGACGUUUCCUUUCAUCUUCCUGCCUUUUCCUGGUCCCCACUUAUUUAUUCUGCAUCUGAAUGUGUUAAGCUCGUUUUGCUGUAGAUUUUGGAAAUGUUAAGCUAGGUCAGGCGUGCACGCGUAUUCCUGUGCACAAUGUGAGUGUGUUUGUUUCUAUGUGUGUGCACAUACACGGCAGACAUCUCUGAGCUCAUCACUCACCUGAUCCGCCGCGUCGGGAUGUGCCAAAGAGUCCGUUUGCAGCUGUUUACGUUGGACAUCCGCUGUGCGCACCAUCAGACCGGGCCACUGGACCUCUGCUGUUGCUGGACGCUCAGAUUGUUCCUAUUAAACCUGAACCAAACCUGGAACCCAACCUCGGGUUCCUAUAUCAAGCUGGAACUGAAGCGGUACCCGAGGGUCCAUGUAGGCGGCUGACCUGCUCACGUCGGAUCCAGUGUUUGCAGAGUGACUGUACCGACCCGUUGAUGGACCCUAGAUACCUACUAUAUAACUACAUGUACUUCAGAAGCUGCUGACGCUAGUAGAGCUUCAGCAGUUCCAUUAGCAUAGGUGAAAAAAAACAAGUGAUCUUAAUUCCUCUUGUGAUUUCAGUUUACCUUUGAUGCCAUGUAUUUUUUAUUGCUCUGUGCAUUUCUGUAAUUGCAGUCCUGCAAGUGAAUCUUAGAGUAUUUUUUAUUUCUAUCUCUUAGUCUCUCCGGGCUGAAACUGGUGCUGGUGAGAAUGUUGCAGGUGAGGAAACUGCUAAGAUGUCACAUCCUGGUGUGUGAGGACGCUGAUAACUGGGCCUCAACAGAACCAGCAGAUUUGAGAUGUCUGAAACGUCUGAUGGACCGUGUGUGUGUGUGUGUGUGUGUGUGUGUGUGUGUGUGUGUGUGUGUGUGUGUGUGUGUGUGUGUGUGUGUGUGUGUGUGUGUGUGUGUGUGUGUGUGUGUGUGUGUGUGUGUGUGUGUGUGUGUGUGUGUGUGUGUGUGUGUGUGUGUGUGUGUGUGUGUGUGUGUGAGAGAGAGAGAGAGUGAACGAAGAAGAAAAAGAUGCAGUUGAGGAAAGAACUGUACUGUAAACAAAGGGUUAAUCAACUCCAGAACAAACAAUAAAUGUGAUUUCAGUCUUUUA